This is a messenger RNA of Acromyrmex echinatior (Panamanian leafcutter ant), 6352 nucleotides long. RefSeq names its product tweety (gene tty). Gene Ontology annotation, cellular component: plasma membrane. The record is from RefSeq and is a predicted model, not a curated record. Gene Ontology annotation, molecular function: volume-sensitive chloride channel activity; intracellularly calcium-gated chloride channel activity. NCBI's taxonomy places the organism in Eukaryota, Metazoa, Arthropoda, Insecta, Hymenoptera, Formicidae.
GAGUAGCGCGUGAGCGGCCCGGCCUGGCGGCUGCCUGUGUUCCCGACUCCCGACUCCCGUAAAUCCUCCACAGGGCACAGAAUCGCGCGCAAGCGGGAACGCGAUUGGCUGCGACAACCGCCCCACCCCGGCGGUCGCGUCGCCUACGCUCGUCAUUCUCGUCAGUCGGGCUUGGGCCACGGUCGAGUGUGCGUCGUAUGUCGCGGAUUUCCGUUCACGUACGCGAGCGUACGGAUUUGUCACUGAGAGGAAAAAUAUCGAGCGCUCGCGCGUAGCAUGUCUUGACGAGUAGGACAGGCGCUUCGACUGGGUUCUCGGUAGAUAAGGGUUCUCCAUAAUGGCGGGCGGUCAACAGCUUCCGGAGCAGUACACGGUACCACAAUACGCGAGGAUCUUCCACAGUCUGCCGCAUCUGAACGUCUCUUUACAUUCGGUCAAUAAUACGUUCAAUCCCCACUCCGAGAUCUAUUUGGAGAGCCUCGGGAUACUGGGAAGUAUUCCGGCAGCCUGGUUGAUCUUAACUUUACUGGUAUUGCUGGUUUAUUUGGUAACAAGAUGCUGCGACCGGAGGCCGCGCCCCAAGAAGUCGAUAACCGCGCUGAAGUGUUCGCUGGCCAUCCUAGCGUUACUCUGUAGUGGAGCAGUGGCUGUUGGUCUUUAUGGCAACGACGACGUACACAACGGCUUGGUACAACUCAUAGCAGCUGCGAAAAACGUUGAUGGGAUCCUUAUGGGUGUCAGAAAUCAGACUGACACUAUAGAAGCGACUCUGAAGAGAAAAGUGCAGCCGCAACUGACUGCUCUCGGAGAUGAAUUCGAUGCUCCGGUCAGUAAUAAAACUAUGCUAAGUUGGCUGCUAGCGGCACUUAAUGGCAUGAAGCAAAAUACGAGCAUCGCUGUAAAUCGGAGUUUUGAGAUACGAAAGCCUUUGAGUGGUAUUAGUCUUGCCGGCGCCAUUGGGAUGGGUGAGAAGAUCGAGCAGUUGCGAUGGCCUAUCACUAUGGCGGUCCUCAGCGCUCUACUUGUCCUCUGCGUGGUUCUGGUGGUCGGUGUUGCACGGCACUCCAGAUGUGUUCUCAUAACAUUUUCCGUAUUCGGCUUGUUUGCGGUUAUCGUCUCUUGGCUCAUGGCAUCCUUAUACUUGGCAACUUCUGUAGCUCUAGGUGAUCUUUGCGUCUCACCUGAUGGUUAUUUGAGUAGAGCCGUACCAUCUACUUUAGCUUCCGAGGUACUCUCAUACUACACGCAUUGCGAGAACACGCGCAGCAAUCCGUUCACGCUGAGAUUGCGGGACACGCAACGUGCGGUGGAUAACAUGAGGCAUAACUUGAACACGGUGACUAAAUUAGCUCUAGAACUGUUCAAAGAUCAGCAGCUUCAGCCAAAACUCAGCAGUUUAUCCACAGACGUUAAUACCAUAGACAGACUCAUGCCAGGUUUAUCCACGUUACUCGACUGUAAACCUCUGCACAAACAAUACGUUCAUGCCGCCAAGAGUUUGUGUCACUUGGGAUUGUAUGGAUUGAGUUUCAUGCUAAUAGCCAGUUUAGCUGCAGGUCUCUUAUUCACCGUAUUGGUUUGGGUGGAUUCUCAUACGUGGAUAUACAUACGAAAACGAAGGGAUUAUCAUCAGGUUGACGAGCAAGAUCCUUACUUACCACCAUCGGCGGCGUCACAGGCGAUAGCAGCAAGGACCCUUCGAGGCCAAGGGUCGUACCCGCCUACAGCCCCUACGCUUAAUUCGAAUGCUCUUGGCACUCAUAACACGAUUAAGCAGCCUCUCUUGCUAACGCCGCCCCCACCGUCCUACGCUACUGCGACUGCUCGAGCACGUCAACUGCACGAGAGCAUGUUAAAAGGUGGGGGUGUUAACGGGAGCGGAGGGGGCGGGGAUCACAAAUCGUCUCAGCAUAAUCAGCAAUCAACGGGUGGACGAACUGAACACCGAUCUGGACUCGGAGAUCAACCUGGCCAGUACGCGACUCUGAGCAAACAGUGCAAGACGCUAGAAUCUAGUGACUUCUACUGAGGGCACGCCCCCGCAGGGCCCGGUAGAGAACCACCUUGGACGCCCAGCGUGGCUUCCUUCACCGGUACCCUGUCUCAUAAUUCGCACGGGCCCGCACAUCUUGCCACUUUUCAGGAUUCGCGAAAGACACAAACGCUGGAUCCGAAGAACCUGGCCAAUCUAAAGAGGGGUCCGACUCAGGCCUGGAAUCAAAAUCGACCGCUUCCACCGAAUCCCGCGAGUCAGCAGCCUACGUGGGAGUUCGAGUCACGCUCGCAGACUAAUAUGAAUCAGUUUCGAUCGUUGGUGCGGAACAAGGCGCCUAAUAUUCGCAUUCAAGAUCAAAUGCAAGAUCAGGUCAGAACUUUGGAUAGAAAUUUCUCGCGUAGCCAGUUCAACGGUACUACACCGCAGAACAACACGGUGCCGAAUAUGUAUGGUACAUAUAAUCGAGCGCAGGGAAGGCAGGAGAAGCCGACGGUGGCUACGUUGAGUCAGGUACAGGGUAGUGAUCCUAAUCUGUAUGCUGUAACGGAACUCUAAUCGUCGAAAAGGAAGAGAAGAUGCGAAAUCAUAAGUAUUUGCAGAAUAGAGGCAUCGUUGACAAAGAGUUUUGUCUUUUAACAAAAUUCAGAACAUGCGAUUUGGAGUUCCUAUAAAAUAAGAGAAAAAGAAAAUGAUAAAUUGAUUUCAGAGACCUGCGAUAAAAGUGAGAGAAAUCAUGGGGGAGGGGGGGGGAAGGGUGAAAAAGAUUUUUAGAGAACUUAGGAACUUGUGUGAGACAUACUUUAUAUCCGAGAUUUUGUACUUGUAUAUCAUGUACAGUGAUUGUGGUACGUCCUUCUAUGUUAUUCUCCCUCUUUGUUAUCGCGUUCUUGAUUAGACCGCGCGCAAAGUAUCCAAGGACAUGGAAUGCAUAUUUAAACGUAUGCAAUUAUAUUGCUUGUUGGCCGACUUGAAAGCUGCAUGAGCAAACAUGCACGAAAGAAAUCUUCACACGAAGUUUUACACUGAUAUCGUUUACAGAGAUACUGCUCGCUUGUUCAUUCUAAAUUAGCCGUUAAUUUCGCGUGUGAUGUUUAACCAACGAGUUAGAUAUCGUGACUUGAAGGAGACACCAAAAGACGAUGAAGGAACUACUAAAAUACGGUUUUUAUAUACUUUUUACAUUUUAACCGAACGAAUCUAUGUUGAAUUUUCCGUGAGAGAUAUUUAAUAUACUUUAUAUGUGUGUGAAAACGUAUACAUAUACAUCUAGUUACCGCACAGAAUGUCUGGUGAUUUUUACGGGACUCUUUGGCAGAAUUCGAUUGAUCAUAGGUCACGCUCGAUACUGCCAAUGCUCAGGCGAAUAUACUUUUUAAGUACAAAGACAGUGGUAGCGCAGGCGUUAUGGGUUUUCAGUUUUUGUGUGCAAACGAAAAAGAAUUGAAAAGGAAAUGGAUGUGUCCAACGUAUCGAUAAAGGAUAUUUGGAAACAUACUUCCACAGGCGGUAUUAGUUAAAAAUACUCUUUUUAAAGACAGUAAGGAAAAAUUAAUCUGUCGUAAAAAACUAAAUCUUAUUAUACUUUGUAAGAGUCGAGAAUGAAUUUUCUGCGGAGCGCAGUCUUCCUGAGAUCUUCUGUAACAUCAGAGAUAUACCGAGUAUAUCAGGCAAAGAGAAUAUCUGGCGAUUAUUCGGUACUCGUUGAAUCCAAGUGCCGGAGAAGUAAAUGUUGUGCUUGAAUAAUAGCCAAUUGAUCAAGCGUUUACUAUUACAAGUAUCAACGGUUGAAUAUUGGCAAUUCUUUUUCAAUUGUCACGGAUGUCUAUCCCCGAUAAUAUUCGGUACAUCUCUCUUUCUCUUUAUAAUUGAUUAUUAUCUAAAAAUUUGUAAGAGUUGAUAGAGAUUUUCAGCAAUCGCAAAUGAUUUUGUACUGGCAUCCGCAUAUAAUUCAGUAAGUUUGUAUAUAAAACAAUAACUUAAGAUUAUUGAGUAAACGUGAAAAGUGUGAUAAAACCGAAUCUAGAUGUUAUUACGGAUUUUACGUGGAAGCAUUUUGCCAUUCUUUUUUUAUUGACAAUUUAACCACGACUUUCGAUUGCGGAAAGGGAAAUCGUGCCAUUCCAGGAAUAUAUGCAUUUAACGCAAACUACUUUCCAGGAUUUUCUUAGGGCUUGUGUUUAGUCGAGUAAAAAUCAAUUAUAUAAUCGCAAUACCAAGCAUUUUAAGAGCGUGAAUAGCAAAAGAACUUAAUCCAAUGUAAAUAAUUGUAAUAUUUAUUACAGAGCGAUAGCUCGUAGACUAGUAGCAUAUAGUUUAGUUAAAUGCUAAUUUAAGUUUCGACGAUAAAUAUAUAAAUGUGUGCACGCUGCUACGUGCGCGUAAUAGCAAAUGAACGAAUAUCGUUUUGUUCACUUUGGAGAUGAAGAAGUAUCCUAGUCAGUAUAUAAAGUUGUGUACAUUCAUUAAUAAGAUCUCUUGCCAAAUUUUUAACCCGGCUCAAUUUGAAGAAAACGAAAAAAAAAAAGAUAAGACACGUAAAGAGGAAUCUUUUUUCUCAAAGAAUAUUUGUAUCGUCACUAUUAAUACGUACGAAAACUAUAUUAGUGCGUCGUUGCCCCUCGAUAUAUGUUCUAGAUUUUAAGAAAAAUUGCUUAUUGAGAAAGUUUACAAGUAUAAUCCAACUUCAGUGUUUUAGCACAGAUAUGCGUAUCCGUAAUAUGUUACUAUUUGUUGUACAUCUCGAUUAUUUUUCUUAUUUGGUAAGUAUUUUUACUUUUCGUUUUUUGAUCCGCCACGGUAUCGAUUUACAUCAGAAAAAUAGAGAUUUUUUUUAUUUUUAUUUAUUUGAUAUAAUUUACAAUUUAUUUUUUUUACAUUGUUUUUUUUUCUUUUUUUUUAAAUAACUCAUAAAACACUGGAGAUGGACGUCUUCAGAUACUGUAUAACCUUGGUUACUCGAGAUUUUACAGUAAAGCGCGCAAAAACGGGAUCAACAUAGUAUUGUUCAGAUUAAAGACCUGCAAGUAAACACGUCGUUUGUUAGUCAAUGAGAAAAUUGUGCUAAAAUAUUUCUCUGCUAGAAGACAUUUGACCCGCGCUCAAUGAUUUGGGCAAAAUUGACGAGACUUACAGGCGAUCGAGGAACCCGUUUAACACGUAUUUUAAAAUAAUCUAGAACACAGAAAACGUUGUUAAACUCUUAAUAUGAGAAUUUGUAAUUUAGAUGAUUGUUAACAGAACCUUUAUUGUAAUCGUUUGUCAAUUUUUAUAGUAGAAUCGAGAGUCUGAGGCACAUUGCACACCAGUUUUUCUAACGAAUAAAACAGCAUUUAAGUUAUUCAUCAUUUUUAUACGGUAAAUGUAAUGUGGUAUAAAAGAAGGCGAGAGCAUCUGCGCAACAAACACGAACAAAAGAGGAAAGGAGAUCAGGAUGAUUGAGAGAAAAAGAGAAUAUGUGAGCGAGUGUAUACGUCUAUUAUAUACAUAUAUGUGUAUGCGUGAGAGAAGAAGAGAGAGAAAGAACGGAAACUCAUUAUUUUCAGAGAUAAUGGGAGUGAUGUAAUGAUAUACGACAUUGAGGAACUCAUUCGAAUUGGAGCAUUUUCUUGGCCUACGGCAAUUUUUCAUCGCAGAAAAAAAGGAUGAUAUAGUUAAUAAACGAAAAAUCAAAAAAAAUUUCGCAGAAUUCGAUUAAAUAUUAUACGCACAUCGACAGAUAUGGAUAUAUGACAGAAAGAAAAAGGAAAGGAACACGGGAGACCUAAGCUUUUGUGCACCCUUUAAGACUGAUACUGGAUACGUCGAAGAAUCCAGGGCUCUAAUAUUUUUUCCGUAUAUUUAUAUAUUGUAUAAGUAUAUAAUAUUUUACACGUGUUCGGUAUAGGAUGUGAUGGAUCGUUCAUUUCUGUCAUAGGUCUUUGUGUGUCUAUCUUCUGUUCGAUAUUUUCUCAAUUUAAUUCCUGACGUAUCUCUCGCUACAUCUAUUAGUGAAAGUAUAUAGAUAGUAUAUAAUACUAUCUUCUCUUUUUUGCGUAUUUCUCUCUCACUGCGCGAAAGAGAUUUAUUUACAAAGUAUAUGUAGAGGCUACUCGACUAUACUCCAGAGAACUUACGUAAGUUAUAACGUUCUAUUGCGUCUUUCUUUAUAUGUGCGGUUAUUAUGCGAAUUUUGAUGUAAUAUAAAGACUUAUCUCGAAGAUAUGUAGGAGACAAACGAAGAAUGAACGAAGCUCGUUAAUCGAUACCACUUUUUGUAUAUUACGAUUGUGUCUAAUUGCCAUAUUCCGAAUUUAAUUCCUCCUAUUGUAACGGAACAUGAAUAUUAUAAAAAGAGAAAUAAAAACAUAAGAUCCAUAA